This is a messenger RNA of Rosa rugosa (rugosa rose), 3914 nucleotides long. Its product is annotated as disease resistance protein RGA2-like. The coding region runs from base 88 to 2736 and encodes 882 amino acids. Lineage: Eukaryota; Viridiplantae; Streptophyta; Magnoliopsida; Rosales; Rosaceae. The transcript is spliced from 6 exons. The record is from RefSeq and is a predicted model, not a curated record. Gene Ontology annotation, biological process: defense response to other organism. Gene Ontology annotation, molecular function: protein binding; ADP binding.
UCCAACAGAAUAAUUGAGGGAAGACCUCUCUUCCUAUUUCACUAUUUCCUAUUUCACUAGCCUCAGAUUACCUCUCUUCCUCUUUUCAUGGAGUUUGCCAGCAGCAUUGCAGAGAACGUCUUGGAUAGGCUAGCUUCACAUGCUUCCCAAGAGAUCUCCUUGGCAUGGGGUGCCCAACUUGAGCUCACCAAGCUCGACAACACCUUAUCUACCAUCAAACUAGUGCUCGAGGAUGCAGAGAAGAAGCAAGUGAGAAAUCCCCUAAUCACUCGUUGGUUGGGAAAUCUCAAAGAUGUUUGCCAUGACGUUGAUGAUGUCUUGGACAAACUAGACUUCCAAAAGUUGCGGUUGAAAGUGGAGGUCGACAACUGUGGGAAGAUCAAAGGAAAGGUACGCCAAUUUUUUUCCCGUUGGAAUCCAGUACUGUUUAACUUCAGAAUGGGACAUAAAGUGAAAGAGAUUAGAGAAAGACUGGUUGAAAUUGAUAAUGAAAAGAGAGAGUUUGGUCUAAUUGAGGUUGAUAAGAUAGUUGAAGAUCAUCGUGCGCCCCAAGGGAUGCACGAUAAUGAAAGAGAGACUGACUCUUUACUGGAGGCUACAGAUGUUAUUGGGAGAGAUAAUGAUAAAAAACAGAUUAUUAGCCAUCUCUUAAAUAACAGUGAUAUCUCUAGUGAGGAGAAUGUUUAUGUUAUUUCCAUCCUUGGGUUAGGGGGGUUGGGAAAGACAACUCUUUCUAAAUUAGUGUAUAAUGAUAGGAUGGUAGAGGAGAAUUUUCAGAUGAAAAUGUGGGUAUGUGUUUCAGAAAACUUUGAUAUCCGAACAUUAAUUCGUGGCAUUAUCAAUGCUGCAAUUGGACAAAAAUGUGAGGAUGAAAGUUUGGACCUUAUGAAAAAAAGGUUGCAAAAUACUUUUAGAGAUAGAAAGUUUUUGUUAGUGUUGGAUGAUGUCUGGGAUACGGAGUUGAUUGGAAUAACGAUUGAAAAAUGGAAUGAUCUAAAAGGCUUGUUAAAUGUGGGAGCUAAUGGAAGUAAAAUCAUCAUAACAACACGACAUGGAUCAGUUGCUUCACUUGUGAAUCCCGUAUACAUGCACCCCUUAGAAGGUCUUCCCCACAAAGACUGCAUCUCCUUGUUCAUCAAAAGGGCAUUUAAAAGAGGAGGAGAGGAGCAGCGCUAUCAACAUUUGAUAGAAAUUGGUGAGGAUAUUGUGAAGAAGUGUGGAGGAGUUCCUUUAGCAGUAGCUACUGUAGGGAGCAUGCUCUAUUUGAAUAGAGAGCGACACCAUUGGUUGCGUGUCAGAGAUGAUGAUAUGUGGAGUAUAGGAAAUGACAAUAUUUUAUCUGCACUCAAAUUGAGCUACGAUGCAUUGCCACGACACUUGAAACCAUGUUUUGCAUUUUGUUCACUUUUCCCGAAGGAUUAUGAAUUCAAUAGUGAAAUGUUGAUUCCAUUGUGGAUGGCACAAGGCUACCUCAAGACAUCUAAGAAAAAUGAAGAUUUGGAUCAGAUGGGUAUAGACUAUAUAAGGCAGUGUUGCUCUAGGUCUUUGUUUCAAGUUGAUAUGGAUCUCAAAACAUUUAUAAGUUUUAAAAUACAUGAUCUACUACAUGAUUUAGCGAUUUUGGUGGCACAAGUAGAGUACUCCACAGUCAAUUUCCGUCCUUCUAGUGCUUUUGAAAUGGUUCGACAUAUGUCAAUAUCCAAAAAGGACUUGCUUGGAGAAGAGGCACAAGUUCCCGAUUUCAUGCUCAAGUCAAAGAAAUUGCGAACCAUUCGAAUUACUAGAGAUGGCGAGAUGAAUCAACAUUUUGUGAAGACAUGCAUCUCGAGGUUCAAAUAUAUGCGGGUGUUAGAUAUCGGUGGGUCGCCUCUCGAGCAGCUACCAAGUUCCAUUGGUAGUUUGUUUCAUUUGAGAUUCCUCGACUUGUCUGGUAAUAGGAAUAUAAAAAGGCUUCCCAAUUCCAUCAGUAAGCUACUGAAUAUGGAGACCUUGUCCCUUGAGAAUUGCGACGCACUUGAGGAGAUACCCAAGGACAUAGGGAACCUGAUUAACCUACGAAGCUUGACGAUAACAACCCAACAGACCUAUUUGCCAAAAGGAAUUAGACGCCUCACCUCACUUCAAUCUUUAAGUUUUGUUGGAUGUGUCAAUCUUAAAUCUUUGGGCGAAGAGAUCCAAUUCCUCAACAACCUUCGUAAACUGGCGAUUUGCAGUUGUGAUAAGUUGGAAUCCCUGCCACCAAAUAUGAAACACAUGACUGCUUUAGAUACUUUGGGUGUCGGUGAUUGCGAGAAGCUUCAGUUGAUGAGAUCAGGGGAAGGUCCUCGAGGUCUUCGAUCAUUGAUUAUCGAGAAUUCAAGUUUGGAGGCUUUGCCCCCUUGGCUCAUUGAAGAUUCUGCAGACACUCUACAGAGCAUAUAUCUUGGUGGAUGUCAUAAUCUCACGGCACUACCGGAGUUGAUAAAGUUCACAUUCCUCGAGGAACUACACAUUGAAGUAUGCUCCAAAUUGUCGGCUUUGCUGCCGCAAGGUUUGCAUUGCCUUACUGAGUUGAAAGAAUUGAAGAUUAUUGGUUGUCCUGAAUUGAGCAAAAGCUGCAAAAGGCAAUUAAAGGGUGAGGAGUGGUCAAAGAUGGCACGUCAGGUGAAGAUUACACUCGACGACUCUGAUGAUGAAGCCGACAAUCGCUUGGCCGACGGUAGGAUCGCGUACCUCACUUUGAGACGACGCCGUUAGUGACCUCAAUUCCUCGUCUCCAGUAUCCCUGCUGGGUUUGGAAUCAGGUCAGAGGAAGAAGAAGGUCGCUAGCUAAAAGUUGUACUCUGUGGAGAGCUUCAGGUGGCUCAAGGAGACCUGUGAUAGAGUGGUCUAUGCCCGCUUGCAUUGGGUGAGUUUUUUGGGGUACAGCAGCCGACUGCAUUGUAACUACUGGAUUUUCGAAAGCAUUGGAGUUGAAUUAGAAUUUACCUGAUUUCAGGAAAGAGAUCCAUCUACUGAUUCCAGACGGAGAUGCUGGAUUUAUUUCUUUGGAGAACCUCUUGUUUUUAGCAAAUUUAUUUUCGACAUCUUUCCAAUGCCUAUUGAACAAGCAAGGAGGAAAACUAGCUGCUUGGGAAUAUCCAUUUGUUCCAAUCAGGGUGCUUCAAAAUGAAGAAGUCCUGCACUGCUGUAUUGUUCGAGCUUGGAGUAGCUUGGAUUGGUCAAAGAUGGCAUGUCAGGCGAAGAUUACACUCGACUCUUAUGUGGAUACUGAUGAUGAAGAAGACGAUGAUGAAGGUACACCAAUGAUCGACUGAAGAUGAAGAAGAUGAAGGUCAAGAAGGAGCUUUCAAUGACAAUACCAAAUCAACUGAUACCUAGGCUUUACAGCUAAAGCAUGCGUGCCACCAUUGGAGGUGCUUCAAAAUGAAGAAGUCCUGCACUGCUGUAUUAUUUACUUGUUUUACGCUUGGAUCAUGUUCGAGCUUGGAAUUAGAGAGAUGUUGAUGAACUCAAAAGUUGUGUGAUAAAGCAUGAGAUUGUUCGAGUAGCUUCAUUUGUGAUGGUGUGAUUUUACUGUAUGAUAAGGCAUAAGCAAGAAUGUUUCAAAAAACUUGAGAAAUGUAUAGUCGAAUUUGAAGCUGAUCAAACUUUCAAUUAUUAUAAUCAUCUGUGGAAGGCAGCCAAGCUUUGAAGCGAAAGACAUCCACUUUUGAGAUGGUUAUUCCCGGCAUAGGCCAUGUUUGUGAGGAUGCUCCGUUGGCAGAGCCGAUUGAGGACUGAUAUAGAGGCGUUUAUGUCAAUUUACCGGUCGUAGUGUUUAAAUGCUGAGGUUGUUUAUAUCAAUUUACCGGUCGUAGUGUUUAAAUGGUGAUCAACAGUAUUGAGGUGAUGGAUGUUGCUAACCAUUUAUAGGCUAACUUGUUUUGACACUU